GAGUGCGUAGUUCACAAGGCAAGGGGUUGUCCAAAGACCGUGUCACUUUUGGGCUGCUUCUGGGACCUUCUGAGCAACCAUGGCUGGGGAAAUAGUUUAUGCUGAUUUAAGGCAUCCUAGGGACAGUUCUUCUGCUGAGAAGCAUCCUGUUUUUCAGGGGUCCCCACAGCCAGUGGUGACAAGCAUCCCGCAGCUAGGCAGUGGGAUCCAGGGAAGGAACCAAGUGGAGCAGUGCAUGUUUUCAUCCCUGGUGCGGUAUUUCUGCAAGCCCCAAGGGGACAACCCCACAGCCUAUGCUGGCUGCAAGCUGUGUCCCCAGGACUGGCAGCUCCACGGGGAAAGAUGCUACUGGCUUUCUGAGGAAUUGGGAAACUGGACUCAAGGCAUGAAAAGCUGUGAGAACCAGGACUCCCAGUUGGUGGUGCUCCAGGACAAGAAAGAAAAGGAGCACAUCAAGGCUGUUACAGGCAAGAGCCCACCACCAGUGUGGAUUGGAUUAAGGUCACAUCAGAAGGUGUGGAGAUGGGUAGACAACACAUCUUUCAACCCCAAAAUGCUUUAUACCUGCGACGCCCAAAGAAUCAGCCAGCACCUCCUGUUUGGAGGAAGACCUAAACAGCCAUUCCAUGGGUAA
Camarhynchus parvulus is the source of this 634-nucleotide messenger RNA. Its product is annotated as killer cell lectin-like receptor subfamily G member 1. The record is from RefSeq and is a predicted model, not a curated record. NCBI's taxonomy places the organism in Eukaryota, Metazoa, Chordata, Aves, Passeriformes, Thraupidae. The transcript is spliced from 5 exons. The coding region runs from base 80 to 634 and encodes 184 amino acids.